Molecule: messenger RNA, 2085 nt
Organism: Mycena indigotica
Lineage: Eukaryota; Fungi; Basidiomycota; Agaricomycetes; Agaricales; Mycenaceae
Exons: 2
Coding region: 1-2085 (694 amino acids)
Molecular function (GO): zinc ion binding; nucleic acid binding
Source: RefSeq, a predicted model, not a curated record
AUGGCAACAAUUCCCAUGCCCGCCCGAGGCGACCGAAAUGCCCCCCGCUUUGACUCCGCCAAACCGCGUGAGUUGCUCCGCUACUUCUCGGAUCUCGAGUUCCACUUCGCGCGCGCUGCUGUGACUGACCGCGCCGAGAAGAAACAGCAUGCAACACGUUUCUUGAGUGUCGACGACCAGGAUCUAUGGGAGUCACUAGCCGAGUUCAACGACGCAACUAAGACCUAUGAGGACUUUAAGGCUGCAGUUGUGAAGCUAUAUCCAGGAAGUGACACUGACCGCAAGUUUGCGAUGAGUGAUCUCGAUGCGCUCAUUGGCGAAACCGGCCGUAUGGGCAUCCUAUCGCGCGCAGAUUAUGGAGAGUUCUAUCGCAAAUUCGUGCUGAUCACCGCCCACCUUAUCACCAAGAACCGCCUCUCGUCUGCUGAGCAGAGCCGAGCGUUCCGUCGGGCGAUAUCGCCUGCCUCGCUUUGGGAGCUAGCACACCGCCGGCUUCAAAUCAAGAAGCCAGACGUCCACCCCGACGAUCCGUACGACCUAGCCGACAUGAACGAAGCCAUGGAGUUUGUGCUCGCUGGCUCUAAUGCCGAUCUUAGCACCUCCGCGUUGCGUUCCCCGUCAGCCGAGUCACCAUCAUCUACCACUGCCAUUGUUAAGCAAGAGCCUGGAGUCGCGGCCAUCUUGGACAGCAUCAACGGCUUGAUUAAGGUGCUUACCACGCAACAGCAACUCGCCGCGGCCCCGCCACCACGUCCGAAUCCCGUCCCUCGCUCAUCACCCGGUUUGUGCAACAUGUGCGGAGAAGGUGGUCAUUAUAUUGGCACCUGCCCCACGGUUGAAGAGUACACAAAGCAAGGCAAAUGCAAGCGCGACGUUAACGGCCGCGUCACACUGCCUAGCGGUGCCUUUGUUCCGUCCCGCAUCCUCGGCGCCAACCUCCGUGACCGCAUCGAUGAAUACCAUCGACAGAACCCAGGUCAACUCGCGGCCGGGCAGCUCAUGCUCGAUUUGGCACCGAGAACCGCUCCUGCUGUCGCUCCUGCCCAACCCGUCGCCCCGGCCUUUGCGCUGUCCGAAGCCGACCGGAUCGAGAGUCUCGAACGAGAGCUAUUUGCGCUAAAGACUCGUGCGCAGGCUCGCGCCGCCAUCGCCGCUGGAGAGCCAGUCGAAAGGCCUGAACAGCCGAUUCGGGCUCAGUCCGUGCCAAGCCAGCCACCCGUUCCUCCGCCGGCCGAGAACCAGCCAGUCCCGCGCAUUUUGACUCGCCCAGCCGUUGCCCCAGUCAUCGCUCAGCCCGAGCAUCCGUUUGCCAAGGCCCGUGAUGCAGCAUAUGCCCCUCCGCGUGACCGUAAUGUAGGUGCUCGCGCUCCCGUUUUACCCGCUGCAAAGAAGCCCGAGGUCGCGUAUCGAACGACGGCACCUGUCUAUGAUGAUAAGAUUGCAAGUCAAGUAUUCGGGCGUUCUAUGGACGCACCUAUUACCUUGACGCAGCGCGAACUGCUUUCGCUUUCGCCUGAAGUCCGUGCCCAAGUACGUGAUGCAACAACGAGCCGCCGCGUGGCUCCCAACGCCAACGAGAAGGCUGCCGCAGCCGCCAAACCAGUGCAGCAGCUAUUUGCGGAUGAGCUACCUGCAAGCGAUGCAUUAGUUGACACGUUGGAAGAACAGAGAGAAAAGGAUUCACGGAGUGCUGCCUUUUUCGACUCCAUGCCCGCCACAUUUGUCCAAUCGGCUCAGCGUGAGCUUCCACCUAACGCCUUCAUUGUUCCGGACCCCUUCGAAACGUUCUACGCCGCUGGCGAGAUGCCCAAAGAUCUUGUCGUCUCCCUCGAGUCGUCCGCAAUCCGCUCCAUACUCCCUAUCAUCGACAAUCGCCUUCGCAUAGAGUCCAUCUUGGAUGGCGGCUCGCAGAUCAUCGCCAUGUCUGACGCGGUUUGUCACGAGCUUGGCCUCGUUUACGACCCCACCAUUGUAUUGCAGAUGCAGUCUGCUAAUGGCUCAGUUAAUCCAUCACUCGGCCUUGCGCGCAACGUACCCUUUGGGAUCGGCGACAUCACCCUAUACCUCCAGAAACUUCUCAGAUGA